CAAAUCAACUGAGUUAUCAAUAGGUCGUGUUCCUGCUACUUGUGAAUCAUCGCUGAGUGAUUCUGAGCAAAUCAAAUCAUAACUUAAUAAAAUAAGCAGAAUGGCGCUCAGAUUUGAGGAUAUUCACAACAAAAUUGAAAGAGGUGAAUACAAACUGGCUGUUAAUGACAAAAGCACUCGUAGCACCGUGUGGCGGGUGUACCGCAAAAUCGAGAAGGACGAUGGCAGCAUCCUGGAGCAUGUAUUAUUCUGCGUUGGCUGCCAGAGUUUAAUGUCCUUCCCCCACAAGACCACAACGAAUUUAAGACGGCACAGGUGCCAUCUUCAGUAUCUCAAGAAUCAGUCGUUUGACGGCUACAACUACAAUUCGUCCAGUGAAUCUGAAUGCAAAAAGAGGAAGGUUCGCUCUAAGGCCAUGGAGGAGCAGGAGAAUCAGCUGUCCCUAUCGGAUGAAAUGGAAUCGAAACCUACUGCUGCCGAUAUAGCCGCCUUUGUCGUUGGAGUCGCUAGCGGCAAGGACUCCCCCGCAGCUUCAUCUCGUGCCCAACUUCCGCACAUAGUGCUUCCCCUGGAUGUUAGCGGUGCUGAGGAGUCCGACAUAUUCGCCAAGACUUGGGCGCUCGAAUAUCGAAAACUCAGCGAGGACCAGAAGUUCUAUGCCAAAAAAGCAAUAGACGAAAUCCUUGUUUUGGGCAGGUUAAGACGUCUUACAUUGAAUACGGUCCCAACAGCGUAAUGGAAUAGUUAAGCAGGUGCUCCGGGCUAAGCAAGUGCAAAAUGGAAAGUUAUCUCCGGUUUUUGUGUUAU
This is a messenger RNA of Drosophila elegans, 807 nucleotides long. RefSeq lists its product as uncharacterized. Lineage: Eukaryota; Metazoa; Arthropoda; Insecta; Diptera; Drosophilidae. The transcript has 2 exons. Bases 101 to 736 code for a protein of 211 amino acids. Gene Ontology annotation, molecular function: DNA binding. The record is from RefSeq and is a predicted model, not a curated record.